AUGACGGUACCAAACGUGAUUCUUGGAACCAACGCCGUCGGUGGGAGGCUAUCGGACUCUGAUCUGAAAAAGACAAUCGAUGCAUUCAUAGCUGCUGGUUACAACGAGCUCGAUUCCGCUAGGAUCUAUGCAGGAGGAAAGUCUGAAGAAACUCUUGGACGAAUGGGAUACUCCAAAUCCUUGAAAGUGGCUACAAAGCUCUUCCCCGCGAAAGCUGGAUCAUUCUCAGCAGACGGUGUUCGGAAACAAGCAACUCGAUGCUUGACUGCGUUGAACGUAACGACGAUUGACUUGUUGUAUCUGCAUUUCCCGGAUCGUCCUACACCGCUAGAAGAAACUUGUAAGGCUAUCAAUGAGCUUUACAAAGAAGGCAAAAUCAAAGCUUUUGGUCUCUCAAAUUAUAGUGCAUUUGAAGUUCAAAAGAUAUACGACAUUUGCAACUAUAAUGGCUACUUGAAACCGACAGUAUACCAAGGAAUCUACAACCCACUAUCAAGAGACGUGGAAGCAGAACUAUUCCCAGCCUUAAAACAAAUGAACAUCGCAUUCUACGCGUACUCACCACUUGCCGGUGGCCUCCUUACGAAUCGAUACUCUUCAAUCACUCAGAACUUGGAGGCUGGAACUCGUUUCUCGGCUGGUCGAUACCGUGACAUGUUCUGGAAGGAAUCCUAUUUGGAAGCAGUCGGGAAUGUCAAAAAUGUAUGCUCAAAGCACAAUAUUGAUAUUAUGGAUGCCUCAAUGCGAUGGAUGAAGUUCCAUUCGGGUCUUGAUGGAUCAAAAGGAGACGGUUACAUCUUGGGCGGAUCCUCAUUUGCUCAAAUGGAUUUAAACAUCAAGGCCACUCAAAGCGAAAGCAAGCUACCCGAAGAGAUCCUGUUAGCUUUCGACGAAGCCUAUUACAAGACCAAAGCAACCGCCGAGCCAUAUUUCGCAAAGUUCUAA
Molecule: messenger RNA, 945 nt
Organism: Synchytrium microbalum
Lineage: Eukaryota; Fungi; Chytridiomycota; Chytridiomycetes; Synchytriales; Synchytriaceae
Exons: 8
Coding region: 1-945 (314 amino acids)
Molecular function (GO): oxidoreductase activity
Source: RefSeq, a predicted model, not a curated record